Messenger RNA from Trypanosoma theileri, 3639 nucleotides. RefSeq names its product putative myosin heavy chain. Bases 1 to 3639 code for a protein of 1212 amino acids. Gene Ontology annotation, cellular component: vesicle; actin cytoskeleton; cytoplasm. Gene Ontology annotation, biological process: actin filament organization; vesicle transport along actin filament. Lineage: Eukaryota; Euglenozoa; Kinetoplastea; Trypanosomatida; Trypanosomatidae. The transcript has a single exon. Gene Ontology annotation, molecular function: ATP binding; microfilament motor activity; actin filament binding. The record is from RefSeq and is a predicted model, not a curated record.
AUGAGCACAUUCAAGACGGGAGAUAAUGUUAUUUUUCGUCACCCAGAGCAUUCAUGGGUGAUGGGAGUUGUUGAAAGCGUUUCAAAAGAAGGUAUAGUCUGUAUUACAAAGGAUGAUAUAAGAAAGGAUACCACUCCAAAUGAAGCUAUUACGAUAAAAAAAAUGGAAGAUAUUGAGUUAUUUUUUUUUGGUGGAGUUUUUAAUGAAUCUCCUGAUGACCUACUUACUUUAACUAUUCUUCAUGAAGCAGUUUUACUACGAUGCCUUUAUAUACGUUACAUGUCAGAUAUUGUUUACACCAAUAUUGGAGCUAUAGUAGUCGCUUUGAAUCCUUUUACAUAUUCUAUUCCACGUUAUCAAGAUACGGAAAUGAAAAAAUACUUAGCUGCAGGACGUAGUUUGAAUGCAACAUCUUUACCUCCAAAUUUAGUUCCACAUUCAUGGACUCAGGCGCAUAUUACAUAUUAUGAAAUGGUGGAUAGUGUAAGUAACCAAAGUAUUAUUGUUUCAGGAGAAUCAGGAGCAGGAAAAACUGAAGCAACAAAAAUAGUAUUAAAAUAUUUAGGUAUUAUUUCAUCACUUUCUGCUAGUGGUGAAGAUCAAAGAGCAUCUUUAAAUAUUGGUGAAAAAUUAGUUUCUUGUUCACCUAUUCUUGAGUGCUUUGGUAAUGCCAAAACUGUACGGAAUGAUAAUAGUUCUCGAUUUGGAAAGUUUAUGAAGGUAAAAUUUAACUCUAAACAUCUUGUGGUUGGUGCUGAAACUACUAAUUACCUUUUAGAAAAAAGUCGUGUCGUCUCUGCCGCAAAAGGGGAACGUUUAUAUCAUUCUUUUUAUCUUUUGGUUCGAUCAAAAGGGUCUAUGACACGAACUCUUAAUCUUGAAAGUGAAGCUCAAUAUAUAUCACUUUCUUCUGGAGGUACAAUGAAUAAUAGUGAGUAUAAUUCAGAAAGUGAUUUUAAUGAUGUUUGUCAUUCUAUGGAAAAAGUAGGAAUGACUCAUAAAGAGAUUACAUCUGUCUGGCGUGUUACUGCAGCUGUGAUGACACUACUAAAUGUUAGAUUCCUUCCAGAAGAAGAAGGUUGUUCUAUUGAUCCUAAAACUAUGAAUUAUGUUAAAAAAGCGGUUCGAUUGCUUGAAAUAGAUGAAGAAGCAUUAAUUCAUGAAUUAUUAACAAGUACUAGAGCUCUUCCUAAUAAUCAAUUUGCUUUAAAGAGAAAUGAUGUAGUUUCUGCUAUUGAUAUUCGUGAUGCUAUGUGUAAACAUUUGUAUCAGGGUAUUUUUUCAUGGCUUAUCGAUAGGUGUAAUAAUUUAUGUGAUGUUGAAAGUGAUGGAAAUUGGAUUGGCCUUUUAGACAUAUUUGGGUUUGAAGAUUUUAAAGUAAAUUCAUUUGAACAGUUAUGUAUUAACUUAACCAAUGAACGCCUUCAGUAUCAUUAUAACUUAAACAUUUUUAAACGUGAUCUAGAAGAAUGCAAAAAAGAAGGUAUUGAUGUUACUGAUAUUAAAUUUCCAGAUAAUACAGAAUGUUUAAACAUGCUUACUGCACAAGGAGGUAUUUUACCUCUUCUGGAUGAAUGUUGUUGGCUUGGAGGAGGAACAGAUCUUGGUUUCUUAACAAAGGUAGUGGAUAAACAUGAAAAGAAUCCAUUUUUUAAAAAGGAUCCUGUAUCUCGAGAUACAUUUUGUGUUCGACAUUAUGCUGCAGAUGUUACUUAUAAUGUAAUGGGAUGGAUUGAGAAAAAUAGAGAUACUUUAAAGGAUUCUAUUAAAACUAUCGUACGGGGAAGUCAUGAUAAUGUAAUUGCGCAUUGCCUUCCUGCACCUAUUCCAUUAUCUGAAAAGAAAAAAGGAGGAAAAGAAUUUACGGUUAGUGGAUUUUUUCGUAAUCAAUUAUCAUCACUUAUGGAUCUUAUUGGUAGUACAAAUCCUCAUUGGAUUCGUUGUAUUAAACCUCAUCCUUUAAAAAAACCAAGAAUGUUUCAUGGUAGAGAAACUAUGAAUCAAUUAGAAUCUAGUGGAGUUCUUGGUACUAUAAAAAUACGAAAAGCUGGUUAUCCCGUACGUCUUCCACGAAAUAUCUUUUGUCAUCGAUAUCGAUUAUGUAGUUCUUUACAAGAAGGAAAUGAGAAGGAACUUGUAGAAGAUAUCAUUAAACGAGCUCAAUUAGAAAUACCUGCUCAGGUUCAAUUAGGUUCUACCAAAGUAUUCCUUAAAUCAGAAGCGCAUAACAUACUUGAAAAACUACGAAAUCAACAUUUAUUACAAACUUCAAUGCUUUUACAACGAAUUUCUCGUGGAUACUUGGCACGACAUAAACUUUUCUUAGCUCACCUUUUACUUCACAAAGCUGAGCAUCUUCGAAAGAAAUUAGAAAGGGCGUUGAAAGAAGUAUGGGAAAAAGAGAAACAGUUCCGAGACUCUUGUAAAAGUGAAGAAGAACAACUAUGGGGCUCACUUAUGCAAUUAGAAAAUGAAAAGCGAAGUGUUCAAAUGGCAAUUGAGGUUGAGAGAAAAGAACGUAUUCGUAAAGAGGAAGAGAAACGUAGAAAAAGAGAAGAAGAAGAACGACGACGUAUAGAGGAAGCAAGACGAUUAGAAGAACUUCGUAAUAAAGCAGCUAUUUGUAUUCAACGUCAUGUAAGGGGUGAACUGGUGAGAAUUAAAUUAUAUCGAGUUCUUUUAGAAGAGCGACGGGCCGCCGUGGAAUACGAACGUGAACGCGCAUGUGAACAAGAACGGGUCAUAAUGAGAAGUAUCGAUCAUGAACGCGUCUUGGAUGAAAAAUCUUGGAUAGAAUGGUUGAAUACUGUAGAUCACCUUAAACGAAAGAAACAACAAGAUGAACAGCGAUUAAAUGAAAAAGCAUUACAAAAGAGACGUAUUUUAAUUCGUGAAUUAAUACGUAAAGAAGAUAAAUUUCGUUUACAUAUUGAAGUGGAAGAAAAUGAUGAACGUAUUGAAUGGAUGGCACGUUGUCAAGCUCUCGCUAAAGAUAUAAAGAAGAAAAAAUCUAAAGGACGACAACGUGUACAUCAGUUGCAUACCAGACAUGUGGAAUCUUUUCAACCAAAACAAUUAGAGGUCGAAAAUUUAGCCGAGAGAAGUGCCGCAUCGGAUGCACGUAUGAGAGAUUCAUUAGUAGAGUAUGCACUUUCACGUGCACGUCAGUAUGAGGAAAAACCAGAUGAAAAAGAAGGUAUAAGGUCUACAACUAAAAAUACGUUCUCUAAAGAUUAUACAGAGGAAUAUAUGUUUAAUCAAGUUCGGAAGAAAUGGCUACGAGAACAGGAAUGUAUGGAACAGGGAAUUGUUUCUCCUUCUACAGAACAUGAUUUAAGGCCUUCUGUAAUGUCAAACCCUGGUUUUAAGAAUCUUGUGGAUGUUGAUAUUAAUAAUAAUAAUAAUACUAUUAAUACUAUUAAUAGUAAUAAUAAUAAUCAAUUUAGUGCUCCUUAUCGAACAGUUGAAGCGUCGUUGAAGUCUAUUUCACCAUUAUUACAGUCUCCUUCCCAAUUUACACAAACUGCAAUGACUGAGCGUGGGAUUCGAACCGGUACUGAACCUUCAUGGAUAAUAGAUGAAUCCGAAGUAAAAAAGAACAAAAAAACUUUUGAUUGGGAUAGUGUUUUUAGAUAUUAG